This is a messenger RNA of Hyaloperonospora brassicae, 1182 nucleotides long. Lineage: Eukaryota; Oomycota; Peronosporomycetes; Peronosporales; Peronosporaceae. The record is from the annotation of a GenBank genome assembly.
AUGGCGUCGGCGCUGCACAACCAGCAGAAGCACAAGAAGGAGAUCCGGAACAUCAGUCCCAGCGGCAGUAAGAAGCUCCAGACGCUGACCCGCGACGGCGACGAGAAGCGCGCGCGGCGCUCGGCCAUUGAGAAGAAGUCCCGUCAGCGACGGCAACAGGUGCUCAAGACAAUGCGGGACGAGGUCCAGCAGCUCGAGACGCUGUAUCGGGCAAUGCUCACGAACAAGACGACGCCGCCAUUGAGCAGGCAGUGUCCCUACGUGCGCGACGACAGUCGAGGCACGAGUGCUAUUUAUAUGGACGAGCUCGAAAAAAAGUACUCGGCGCUGUCAAUGGUUGCGCAUGCACUGGAGGGGGAUCAGGAAAUGCUGCUGCAGUUGCUGCAACAGCAUCAAGAUUUUUACGCCACGGUCGAGACGGACCUGGCUGAUGGCCAACGAGACGGCGACCACGAGGUGCUGGAGGUGUGGGACACGGGCAUCCCGCCCAGUUCGUCGUUUCAGGCCAAGUUUACGAAACUCACCAUGGCGGAAUGCUACGCCCUCGUGCGGGAAUCGUACGAGACGAUCCAGCGGUUCCAGAAAACCGAGCACUUCAAGUCCACGGGGGCGAACUUUAUGGGCUGGACCGAUAAGCGAAAGUAUGACGAGAGCUCGGGGACACUGCAGUACGGGUUCACGAAACAGUUCCCGCUGGAGGAUGCCGAGGAUCUGCUCAUGAAGACGUGGGGUAUCUUUACCAAUGCCCAAAAGUUCAAAGACCUGUCGUUUGACCGCUCGGUUCGAUUUCGGUACCAAGUGCUGCAGCGAAUGAACGACGACUUGGUCAUUAUUCGAGGAGAUCAUCGGAUGCCGAAUAUUGACGCGACGUUUGCGUCGGUGCAGAUCCUAUUCCGCAUGCAGACGCCGAUUGGCUUUACACUAUGCAUGCGCGCGAUUCCGUCUCCUGAGAUCCUACGAGCGCAGGACUCGCACGAGCACUUCUACAGUGCCUUUCACUGGACGCAUUUUAAUCAUAUGUACGACGAGUCCGGCAAUCGGGCAGGCUGCGAGUUGAUGUCUGCUGGUACCAUCCCCGAUCAAAGCCAGCUCAAAUCCACCUACUGGCUUUUCGAGCUCGUGUGCUCGGCUCUGCGCUGGGAAAAUGCUUGUGUUGCGCCUUUGUUUUUGAAACAGAUGUGA